AUGCUUAACCAGGCCGGCGCGAACCCAUCACCGCUGCUGCAGGCGGCACUUCUGGCGCGUAGGGAGGAAAGCUCAGGAGGAAAGCUCAGGAGGAAAGCUCAGGAGGAAAGCUCAGGAGGAAAGCUCAGGAGGAAAGCUCAGGAGGAAAGCUCAGGAGGAAAGCUCAGGAGGAAAGCUCAGGAGGAAAGCUCAGGAGGAAAGCUCAGGAGGAAAGCUCAGGAGGAAAGCUCAGGAGGAAAGCUCAGGAGGAAAGCUCAGGAGGAAAGCUCAGGAGGAAAGCUCAGGAGGAAAGCUCAGGAGGAAAGCUCAGGAGGAAAGCUCAGGAGGAAAGCUCAGGAGGAAAGCUCAGGAGGAAAGCUCAGGAGGAAAGCUCAGGAGGAAAGCUCAGGAGGAAAGCUCAGGAGGAAAGCUCAGGAGGAAAGCUCAGGAGGAAAGCUCAGGAGGAAAGCUCAGGAGGAAAGCUCAGGAGGAAAGCUCAGGAGGAAAGCUCAGGAGGAAAGCUCAGGAGGAAAGCUCAGGAGGAAAGCUCAGGAGGAAAGCUCAGGAGGAAAGCUCAGGAGGAAAGCUCAGGAGGAAAGCUCAGGAGGAAAGCUCAGGAGGAAAGCUCAGGAGGAAAGCUCAGGAGGAAAGCUCAGGAGGAAAGCUCAGGAGGAAAGCUCAGGAGGAAAGCUCAGGAGGAAAGCUCAGGAGGAAAGCUCAGGAGGAAAGCUCAGGAGGAAAGCUCAGGAGGAAAGCUCAGGAGGAAAGCUCAGGAGGAAAGCUCAGGAGGAAAGCUCAGGAGGAAAGCUCAGGAGGAAAGCUCAGGAGGAAAGCUCAGGAGGAAAGCUCAGGAGGAAAGCUCAGGAGGAAAGCUCAGGAGGAAAGCUCAGGAGGAAAGCUCAGGAGGAAAGCUCAGGAGGAAAGCUCAGGAGGAAAGCUCAGGAGGAAAGCUCAGGAGGAAAGCUCAGGAGGAAAGCUCAGGAGGAAAGCUCAGGAGGAAAGCUCAGGAGGAAAGCUCAGGAGGAAAGCUCAGGAGGAAAGCUCAGGAGGAAAGCUCAGGAGGAAAGCUCAGGAGGAAAGCUCAGGAGGAAAGCUCAGGAGGAAAGCUCAGGAGGAAAGCUCAGGAGGAAAGCUCAGGAGGAAAGCUCAGGAGGAAAGCUCAGGAGGAAAGCUCAGGAGGAAAGCUCAGGAGGAAAGCUCAGGAGGAAAGCUCAGGAGGAAAGCUCAGGAGGAAAGCUCAGGAGGAAAGCUCAGGAGGAAAGCUCAGGAGGAAAGCUCAGGAGGAAAGCUCAGGAGGAAAGCUCAGGAGGAAAGCUCAGGAGGAAAGCUCAGGAGGAAAGCUCAGGAGGAAAGCUCAGGAGGAAAGCUCAGGAGGAAAGCUCAGGAGGAAAGCUCAGGAGGAAAGCUCAGGAGGAAAGCUCAGGAGGAAAGCUCAGGAGGAAAGCUCAGGAGGAAAGCUCAGGAGGAAAGCUCAGGAGGAAAGCUCAGGAGGAAAGCUCAGGAGGAAAGCUCAGGAGGAAAGCUCAGGAGGAAAGCUCAGGAGGAAAGCUCAGGAGGAAAGCUCAGGAGGAAAGCUCAGGAGGAAAGCUCAGGAGGAAAGCUCAGGAGGAAAGCUCAGGAGGAAAGCUCAGGAGGAAAGCUCAGGAGGAAAGCUCAGGAGGAAAGCUCAGGAGGAAAGCUCAGGAGGAAAGCUCAGGAGGAAAGCUCAGGAGGAAAGCUCAGGAGGAAAGCUCAGGAGGAAAGCUCAGGAGGAAAGCUCAGGAGGAAAGCUCAGGAGGAAAGCUCAGGAGGAAAGCUCAGGAGGAAAGCUCAGGAGGAAAGCUCAGGAGGAAAGCUCAGGAGGAAAGCUCAGGAGGAAAGCUCAGGAGGAAAGCUCAGGAGGAAAGCUCAGGAGGAAAGCUCAGGAGGAAAGCUCAGGAGGAAAGCUCAGGAGGAAAGCUCAGGAGGAAAGCUCAGGAGGAAAGCUCAGGAGGAAAGCUCAGGAGGAAAGCUCAGGAGGAAAGCUCAGGAGGAAAGCUCAGGAGGAAAGCUCAGGAGGAAAGCUCAGGAGGAAAGCUCAGGAGGAAAGCUCAGGAGGAAAGCUCAGGAGGAAAGCUCAGGAGGAAAGCUCAGGAGGAAAGCUCAGGAGGAAAGCUCAGGAGGAAAGCUCAGGAGGAAAGCUCAGGAGGAAAGCUCAGGAGGAAAGCUCAGGAGGAAAGCUCAGGAGGAAAGCUCAGGAGGAAAGCUCAGGAGGAAGCUCAGGAGGAAGCUCAGGAGGAAGCUCAGGAGGAAGCUCAGGAGGAAGCUCAGGAGGAAGCUUUGGAAGUCGCGGGCGGAGAUUUUAGAAGGUAUAGGGAAUUUGAGCUGAAAAAUAUGUAUUAUAGUAGCUAA
Schistocerca americana (American grasshopper) is the source of this 2349-nucleotide messenger RNA. RefSeq names its product caldesmon-like. Bases 1 to 2349 code for a protein of 782 amino acids. The record is from RefSeq and is a predicted model, not a curated record. The transcript is spliced from 3 exons. NCBI's taxonomy places the organism in Eukaryota, Metazoa, Arthropoda, Insecta, Orthoptera, Acrididae.